Capronia coronata CBS 617.96 is the source of this 1482-nucleotide messenger RNA. RefSeq lists its product as uncharacterized. The transcript has a single exon. The record is from RefSeq and is a predicted model, not a curated record. NCBI's taxonomy places the organism in Eukaryota, Fungi, Ascomycota, Eurotiomycetes, Chaetothyriales, Herpotrichiellaceae. The coding region runs from base 1 to 1482 and encodes 493 amino acids. Gene Ontology annotation, cellular component: nucleus. Gene Ontology annotation, molecular function: cis-regulatory region sequence-specific DNA binding; protein binding.
AUGAGCUCAAUCACUGCCACACACACUGGUCGACUGCCCGAGAUACCGAUCUAUGUGGACCAGGGUUCCCCAGAUCUCCUGACCGAAGGCCAAAGGGUUGGUGAAGGGCAGAACGCCACCGAGACUCAGACAGACCAACAUCCUUUAGGUGUCCGACCCGCUGGGAAUGCUCUCACCUCGCAGGAAAAUGCGCAGGAUUCUAUGGGACUUUUCGCCAAUUUGCCAGACGCGCUGUUGCUGACACUGUUGGAAUUCCUCGAGCAGCCGAGCCUGGCCAGCUUGGGAAGCACCUGUCGAGGUCUGUACGCCUAUUGUUCGUUCGAUCAAUUAUGGAGGGAUAUUGCGGUCAAUCACAUGACCAAAGACUUCUCAUGGCGUGGGAGUUGGCGCGCUUCCAUGAGACGAUUACCCUCCGCUAGCCCCGCGACAGUGGAUUGCAGGUAUCUCUUCUCUGAUGCCCUGCAUCGGCCCUUCCUAUGUUCUCAGGUCUCCCUCUCACCGUAUGUCUCCAACAUCCCUGUGCAGAAUGAAAUUCCGCGCUUGGAAGACUUGUCACCUACCGAGUUCGACGAAGCCUGGGUCGACAGACCGUUCAUCCUGACAAAUCCUGUGAAAAGAUGGGAAGUCUUCAACAAAUGGAGUGUCAAAGAUCUCUUGAGCAGCUAUGGAGACGUUUUAUUCCGCGCUGAAUCGGUCGAUUGGCCGCUCACGACGUACAUUGAGUACAUGAACAACACAAACGAUGAGAGCCCGCUGUAUCUUUUCGACAGCGGUUUUGUGGAAAAGAUGCAUCUGGAAGUCGGUAAGCUCGGCGCAUACGAGCCACCACAAGCAUUCCAAGAGGACAUGUUUGCGCUUUUGGGCGAUCAGAGACCAGAUCAUAGGUGGUUGAUCAUUGGUCCAGAACGGAGUGGAAGUACAUUCCACAAGGAUCCGAACGCAACAAGUGCUUGGAACGCCGUCAUUCGAGGAUCGAAAUAUUGGAUCAUGUUUCCUGCUUCUAUCAUACCACCUGGCGUUUACAUGAGUGAGGACCAGAGUGAAGUGACGUCCCCCUUGAGCAUUGCGGAGUGGCUGAUAUCCUUUCAUGCCGAAGCAAGGCGGACCCCUGGUUGUCUAGAAGGCAUCUGUCAUGAGGGCGAGGUCUUGCACGUGCCCUCUGGCUGGUGGCAUCUGGUCGUAAAUCUCGACCCUGCGAUCGCAAUAACCCAAAACUUUGUGCCCAGAUCACAUAUUGGAGCGACGUACAGAUUUCUCAAACACAAGGCCGACCAGGUCUCCGGCUUCAGGGACAGUGUCAAAGAUCCUUGUGCGCUGUUUACGGAACGGCUACAGCAGGUGGAUCCAGAUCUAGCGGCGUCCCUUGAUGACUGUAACAACAAGAAGAGGAAAUGGGAGGAGGUGGUCUCUAAUCGAGAGACUGGUGGAAACCAGCAAGGUUUCAGCUUCGGGUUUGACAGUGAUAUUGAUGUUGAAGUCUGA